AUGGUAUCCGUGAAACUGUUUACUGUUUUGGUAACGGCAUCGGGCCUGUGGGCUGUUCAUGCUGGGAAAUGCAAACCACAUACAUCGUUUUUGACCUUAACAUCAGGGGCUUCAACUACCACGUCAUUCUCGUCCAGCUACUUCAAGUCAACUGAUGAUGAAGUGGAUGUCGCAUCUUCUACUGAGCAUCCGACCUCUACAGAUUCCGUCGAAACUAUAUCCUCUGGUAUGAGCGCUUCUUCAGCAACGACUUUGGACCAGCCAACAGCCCCAGGCUCAAGUCUUUCAGACCCUACAGCUACAAUCGACUCGACAGUUUCUUCUGAUGAUAUUGUGAUCGAUGUCUCGACCUUCUCGAGCAGUCCCACGACCGAUACUGGUGAUAUCAAUGCGUCAACUGGUAGUGAUGCUCCCCAUGAAGCUUCAGUCUCUACUGGACUUACCACGUUCAUUGAGAAAACUACAACUGAUACUGCCACGUCUGCCCAAUCAACUUCUGCUGAAAUUAUCGAUACCACCGAGACGAUAGUGACAACCGAAACUACCACCUCGAUGGAUGCUACUACAACAGAAUUCACAACAAUUUCUGCCCUCGAUAGUGCAAGCACAACAGAAAACCUCUGGACUUCUACCACUGUAGUCUCAUGUCCUGUCUAUUCAAAUCUCCUUGAUGACCCCAGCUUUGAGGGGGAAAACAACGCCCCCAAUAGAUGGGAAUUAAAACUUCAGUUCGAUGGCACGGCAGUGACCUACCAAAAGCAGAGCAGCAACUCUCAAGAUGUGCCGCGGGCUCAUAGUGGUGAUCAGUUUGUGCUCCUCGGUACGAAUGUUGGAACUGAUAUGCGGAGAGUUGUGUCUCUGGAUAAGAAAAAGUAUCAACUCUGGAUUACGUAUGCUGCCAUAUCUGAUCCUGACGAAGAUUGGGGUUUCAACUUUAUUGUCGUCACGAGGAACGGCCAUGCUUUCAGGCAAUUGACCAAUGUCCCGAAAGGAGAGCCUUUCGUGUACAGGGAAGAGAGCACAGUAUUUCAAGGCUGGAAAGACGACUUUAUUCAACCUUUCGUGAGAUUGAAUUCGGGCUCAAAGCCUCGUUUGGUUGCCAUUGACGACAUUUACGUGGCCGAGUAUGUGCCCUCUUGUGUCAUGACAACAGAAAAAUCCGAAUUGUGUGGCGGCAUCCAAGGCUUUGUCGGCAAUUCUGCAAAGUCGUAUCGGAUGGUAACUUUCGAUCAAGGAGAUGUGGAGAUAUGCGCGCAGCUGUGGAACAGUAUUUCAAAUCCUGUAGUCUUUUCAAAGAAGCCAAAGACAAACUGGGAAUUACUAUUAGAACGGGAAGAGGAAUGGUGUUCUACGAACGGUCAUGUUGGCAAUGUACCGGUCUUGACUGCUUGCCGUCUUGAUAUCGCCAAAGCGCAGAGUCAGUCUGACAUUAAUAAUAGUGCGGUCGCGUGCUUUAUGAUAACUAGAAAUGGUUCGGUUCGUGAGAAGGCGCUACUAUGA
Messenger RNA from Fusarium graminearum PH-1, 1500 nucleotides. RefSeq lists its product as uncharacterized. The record is from RefSeq and is a predicted model, not a curated record. The transcript has 5 exons. Lineage: Eukaryota; Fungi; Ascomycota; Sordariomycetes; Hypocreales; Nectriaceae. Bases 1 to 1500 code for a protein of 499 amino acids.